Molecule: messenger RNA, 4246 nt
Organism: Clupea harengus (Atlantic herring)
Lineage: Eukaryota; Metazoa; Chordata; Actinopteri; Clupeiformes; Clupeidae
Gene: slc50a1
Product: solute carrier family 50 member 1
Biological process (GO): carbohydrate transport
Cellular component (GO): membrane
Molecular function (GO): sugar transmembrane transporter activity
Source: RefSeq, a predicted model, not a curated record
GUUACAGAUUACAAAUACGGAAAUAGAGUAGGGAAGACGUAAACGUCAGCGUUGUACUUUUUUUUUUAUCAGUACCACACGUUGUAGUUUACUUAUAUUUCAAGUCUGAAAACUUGCUUCAUAAUUUCUAGAAUAUAUCUAGAUAGCAAAUCAACUUCAUUUGUUUUUCAUUCUAUGGAGUUUUUGCAGCUUCUAUCAUGUGCAUGUAUCGUGUUUACGGUCGGGAUGUUCUCGACUGGACUGACCGAUCUGAAAAAGAUGAGGACUACACGAAGUGCCGAUAACAUCCAAUUCCUCCCUUUCCUUACCACUUGUCUAAAUAACCUAGGAUGGCUCUAUUAUGGUCUUCUGAAGAAAGACGGGACACUGAUCCUCGUAAAUACGAUUGGAGCCUCUCUGCAGACUCUCUACAUACUGUCCUACUGCCACUACACCAAAGAGAGAAGGCGAGCGUGGCUGCAGACUCUGGCAAUGGUGUGUACGCUGGGUGUGGGCUGGGGUUACUUCAGUGUGAUCGUCUCCCAGGGCAACGUCCAGCUUUCCCAGUUGGGCCUCGUCUGCAGUGUCUUCACCAUCAGCAUGUACCUGUCUCCACUGACUGACCUGAUGGAGAUCAUCCGCACUCGUUCGGUGGAGCGCCUCUCGUUCCCCCUAGCGGUGGCCACCUUCCUCACGUCCACCUCGUGGACCCUCUACGGCAUGCAGCUGCAGGACUUCUACAUCAUGGUUCCCAACACGCCAGGCAUCGUCACCAGCCUCAUCCGCUUCUUCCUCUUCUGGAGUUUUGGACCCGCCGAUCAAAGCACACCCUCCUACAAACCCGUCUCUAUUUAAACAGAGGGCUUUGUCUGGGGCCCUCCCCCACCAACAAGUGCCUUGGUCCUGGAUCUCCCUCGCCUGUGUGCUCUUAUAAGCAGCCUCAUCUCCCUUCUCAUCUCUCCAAGGUCCCUCCUCUCUGGGUUUUACAGUUCAGUUUGUAAAAGGCCGGUCAAAUUACAGAAGUUACUCUUCUGGUAUAGCUGAAAAUGUAGGUUGGUCUAUUCAAAAAAAAGAAAGAAAGAAAAAAAAGUUCUCAAGAUAUGGCUCCCAUCUUGAGCAAAGAAGUGUUUGACUUCUGAAGUUCAUGAGAGGGAGGGGAGCUGUUCUGUGUCCCGAAUGGCUACCUGGCUGUUGCCAUGGUGCGUGACUAGUGACCUUAAUCAUCCCCUCCAGAGAGGUUUCAAUUCAGUGCACUUUAAAGCGCGUAAUGACUGAAUUAGUCUGUUGCAGAAUGCUGGGUUGUCGGGUGUAUUUUUCAGGUACCUUGUUGCUCUUGUAACCCCUCAUACUGUUUGCAGUAUGUCCAUGCUUACCCAUUGUAUAUCGCUAUUCUGUAUGUGUGGAGAGUUUAGAUGCCAAAUGUUUCAAUACAGUGUUUUUUUGUGUUUUAACCUCUUUUUUAUUAUUAUUUUCAACCAUCAAGUCCCUUUGCACAACUUGCAUAACAUUUAAGAAAGACAUUAUCACUAUAUCAAUGUGCUUUUCGUGGGAUCUACAAGAAAGGGAUCAGAAGUGAAUCAGAACGCCAUUUCAAGGCCUUACGAGUUUGGCCUUGAGGAAUUCUUGUGACUUACGACCGGUCAUUAAUGUAUAGCUCCAUAAGUGGAGGUUGUUUUCUCUAUACAGUCCACUCUACGAGCCUUCUGACAGUUUGUUUCACACAGAUUCCUUGUAUACCGACCACUAUUUGUUUAAUUUGCAUGCUUGUGUAUGCUGAUGUCAUCCCUCCUUCACUGCCAUGUACAUCAAGAGUACCCACCAGAGCCAACACUAUCAGAUAGACUGCCAGAUGCCCUCUGACCUUUAUGUGACCUUUACCUGACCUUUAGUGGGAAGGAGCUUUUCUGAUAUGCGUAGGAGUCUUGAGGCCACCCAGGCACAGUUGUGUUUUGGGGUUCUCACAUGUAUGCACAAAGAGCCAGUGUGACAAGGCCUCAUGCCAGUUCAGCAAUAGCACACCCUACACGACUAGACACUUUUGCACAGAUUAGGGUUUGCUGUUGAAAUGUGGCCAGUCAGAUGUGUUUUUUUCCUGUUUUUUUGGAGGUGGGAAGUUGUGUGUGUGUGUGUGUGUGUGUGUGUGUGUGUGUGUGUGUGUGUGUGUGGGAGGGGGGGGAUGAUAACCUGAAGGCACGAUGACCAGAGAUUCGAUUCCCACCUCUCCCCCUGCCAGGGUUUAGUGUGAUCUUCAGUGACAUGUAGCUGAGCUGAGCCUGUGUGCAGCCACUUCACUUCCUGUCAGCAUUCUUUCAUACAACAUCUCAGCCUUGACCUUGACAUAGCUAGCCCAUUGACGGAGAAGAAGGAGGAGGAGGAGGAGGAUGACUUAUCCAUCUGUGAUUUUCUGUCCUGGCUUGUCCUGUGGGGGGGAGGAGAUGCACUGUGUUCACCUCAGCUGCACCUUCUCCACAAGAGAGUGACGAUGCAACCAUGCAGAACGGCGCAGAACAUUCUAGAUUCAUAGAGCGUCAGGUCAACGUAGGGUCACUGCCGUUAUUGUUAAAUUAAAAGGAUAUAUAACUAUAGAUUAUUCAUGAGUGACUGUCAGAAAGUUCACAUCACAGUGUCUACAGACUCUAUGUCAGUUAUUUGGACCAAAAGAUUCCACUCCAAAUUUUGUGGUGUAUUCGCUUUGGCCAUUUGGUCACUUUGGUACAUUGUAGCUCAGCCUCACAAGCCUGGGGCCAUCUGUUGUCUGUCUUUUAAUCUCUUUUAAUGGACUACAGUAGGCGAAGGUGACCAGUGGUUUGUGGAGCACACCUCACACUCCACAUUAAUGCCCUCUAAGGAUUCAGGGUAACGCUAGUAUCUGAAGCUAUUCCAUGCCUAUUAAAGGAGCAGUGCUUUUGUACUCCUGCUUUCUCUCUUGCUGGUGAUCGAAUUAAACAAGUAUCUCAGGUAUCUUCUUGACCCUUGGCAGGAGUUUCCGUUGCAGUAGCCAAAUGAGAUAAGUGUCAGCUUUCCCGAGUGAAAAGGAGAGAUAAGAGCCGUGAGGUUUAGCCUUUCGACUGCAGUAUGUGUCUCUGGUCACCCUCUAUGCCUCACUGCUCCAGGAGUGCUGAAAGACACCCACGUGAUUCCAUACAUAUCAGAUUAACUGUGUUAGACUUAAAGUAUACCUGUGUUGUUGGCUUUGCUAAAUACAUGAACCAUUUUUUUUUUGUAUUUUUCUAUAUAUAUAUAUAUGUAUGUAUGUAUGAAGUGGUGUAUAUUACUGAGCUUUGCCAUGUGCUGGGGGGGGGGGGUGUGAAGAGAUGUUUGUGGUUGAAAUGGUAUUACAUUUUAUAUGAUCUAAUUCCAGUUUUGAGUGCUUCAUGAAUUAUGUUUGCUAAGGGGGAGGGAACAAGAUGAAAGGAUGGUGUUGGACAGUCUCAAACGCUUGAGCCGAUGAUUUGUGUGUGAACCUUGUGUGUGAAGCUUGUGUGUGUGUGCGCGCGCACUGAGUGUGAGAGAACGUACGCUUUACACAACUUCUGAGCAAGUGCGUGUGUGAGAGCGGUGGGAACAGCCUUUGUGCUGUUUCUCAGUGCACUGCUGUGCCAGCAUCACUUCCUGUGAUCAGAAACCGAGCCUUUGGCCAGACACAACACAGGGAGGGAUGGAGGGAGGGAGGGAGGGACGGACACAGAGGGGCCUGCUCUCCAUAUCGGAACGAAAGCAGCCACAGGUGCAGCUGUGACGUUUGACGUGUUCAGUCACUCUGCUCCCUAAAGCAGAUUUUGUUCCCCGUCGAAAACGUAUAAUCAGACACUCGUGCAUCUGUCACCCACACACACACACACACACACACACACAUACCUCCUUCACACACGCACAGACACACACAUGCUUAAACACACUCCAGCUUCCCACGUGUAUUCAGAUGGGCUCGGGCAGACGGGGAGCGGGGAUAAGAAAUGUGUUUCCAAAGCACUGGAAAUCCAAGCUGGGGGGGGGGGGGCGGCCUGGAGGGGGGCAACGAUAAGGCCUUCAGUAUGGGAAAAAGGUGACUAACAGCAAAGGAGAGAGGGAUGAAGGAGAAAAAGAAAGGAGUGCAAGGAGAGAGGGAUGAAGGAGAAAAAGAAAGGAGUGCAAGGAGAGAGAAAUGAAGGAGAAAAAGAAAGGAGUGCAAGGGGGUGUAAUGGAGACGAAGGCAAAAGAUAGAAAGGAAUGGGUGGAGGGAGGUGGACUCAGUGGCAACAGGGAGACUAGAGAAGAAAAAAAAACA